UAAUACUAAAAAUUUUAUUUGACAAAAAUAGGGCUCUUGUUUCUACCUGAGUCGGUUCCUCGUCUCCCAUUGCUGCGAGCUCCUCCGUUUCAUCCUUAUAUUAUUUACCGUCCGCCUCUCUUCGAUCCUGUUCCUGAGCUCCUCUAGGCUUCUAGGAUAAGGGAUUUGAAGAUGCCAAACCUGUGAUACCAGUACCAUACUCCUCAUUUGGAAUUGAUCAAGAUUCAAGGAUUAACUCUGCCUAGAACCAGACUUGUCUGCAGUUUUUGGGUCUGGUGUAAAAUAACAUCACCCAGCCAUUUUGCGAUUGAUAGUGUAGACCCACUCUUAGCCUUACUUCAACAGCUUCAACCGUGUGUGAAACGCAAAUUAAGCAGUUAUGGGAGGUCAUGGAGGUCUUAACAUCCUUCCUCAAAAGCGGUGGAAUGUAUACAACUAUGAGAAUAGAGAAAAAGUCCGGCGAGAUGAGGAAGCCGCCGCUAGAGAAGAGCAAUUAAAGCGUGAGCAGUCAAGAAAGCGCGAUGCUGAGUUUCGCCUUGAGCAGCUACGGACUGCUCGUGGUUUGCUUCCGCUAAAUAAACCAGAAGUGGAGCCAGAGCCAGAGCCAGAGCCAGAGCCAAAGCCAGAGCAAUCAGAACCCAAGUCCAACCACAUUAAUCUCUUUGAAGGGAUCAAGAUUUUUGACCCAGUUAAGGGAUUGGAGAAAGAAGGGGAUGCUGAGAGGGAUGGGUUUAGAAAGAAGAAGAUGAAGAAAGAGGAGGUGAGAGUUGUGACUGCUGAGGAUGAGAAGUAUAGGUUGGGUUAUGGGGUUGCCGGAAAAGGAGUUAAGUUGCCCUGGUACCUUGAGAGACGCAGUGAUAAUGUGAAUGAGAAGGAUGAAGAUGAUGGGUCGAUGAGAGGGAAGGAGGUUAUGAAGAAGAGUGGCAAGAAGACAUUGGAAGAACUAAGAGAGGAAAGAUUGAAAAGGGAAAAGCAGGAAAAAGAGAGGGAACGGGCAUUGUUGGAGAAGAAGCAGAGAGAUAGAACUGGUUUUAGGAGUGGAAUGUUUUCCAGGAGGUGAGGUUAUUGAAGUGUUUAUUAUAUUAAUGUAUUUUGUCUCGUUUUAAAGGUUUAUAAGCAUGAAAUUUGGUCUCUCGGUCAGCAUAUUAAUUUGAUUGUUGAUCCUGAUAUAUUGUUUGUAGUUGCAUUGCUAUCUUUUUUGUCUAGUGUAAGAGCCUUUUAGGCUUCAUUUGGUGUUUUCUA
Messenger RNA from Hevea brasiliensis (rubber tree), 1242 nucleotides. RefSeq lists its product as uncharacterized. Lineage: Eukaryota; Viridiplantae; Streptophyta; Magnoliopsida; Malpighiales; Euphorbiaceae. The transcript has 3 exons. The coding region runs from base 380 to 1060 and encodes 226 amino acids. The record is from RefSeq and is a predicted model, not a curated record.